GAACGUUAUCUGCUCGCACUGGACACCCAUCGUCGUCAUCUUCCGACUCCCUCCGGCUCGCCUCGCCAGGAACCUCGUUAGCUAUCAUGCAGCAGCAGCAGCACAUGGUGGCGGCGCUCCCGCUGCCCGGGCCGUCGCUCCGACGAGCUUUCCUUUGCAAUCCAGCGAGGGCGGGAGCGGCGGCGUCGCGGACGGCAGUGAGGAGGAGAUGCCAGGAAGAGAAGCAGCAGCAGCAGCAGAGCGGUGAUGGCGGCGAGAAGAAGAAGAAGCAAGAGAAGGAGAAGAGGACGUUCCUGAGCCUGGAGGAGGCCGGGCUGGUGGAGAUGUCCGGGCUCAGCACCCACGAGCGCUUCCUCUGCCGGCUCACCAUCUCGUCGCUGAACCUGCUGCGGGUGAUCUCGGAGCAGGAGGGGGUGGCGAUCGAGGAGCUGAACGCCGGGCGGGUGUGCGACUGGUUCCUCAAGGACAAGCUCAAGCGGGAGCAGAACCUCGACACCGCCGUCCUGCAGUGGGACGACCCACCGCCCAUCUAAAUUCCAACCGGCUCAUUCUCAUCUUAUCUUAGUACUACUACUAAUUUGUCAGAGCUUGUUGCUAGCUCAACCCAUCUGUCAGUUCAUCAACACGUUACAACACCAGGGCAAGACAAACACAAACACAGUUGUUUGCGAGUUUCCAGCUGUGCCAUGCUCAAAUCUGUAGUCAAUGCUCUGCUUUUGUUAGAGAGAGAUGAAUGUUACUCCCUCCAUAUUAUGGGGCGGAGGGAGUACGGUAUA
Molecule: messenger RNA, 776 nt
Organism: Triticum dicoccoides
Lineage: Eukaryota; Viridiplantae; Streptophyta; Magnoliopsida; Poales; Poaceae
Exons: 3
Coding region: 87-533 (148 amino acids)
Source: RefSeq, a predicted model, not a curated record